CGCCGCCAGUUGGUCGGCUGCUGGCCCUUUAACAGACUCGCGCCGUCCGGUUUCCACGACGACAACUUGAGACAAAACUCCCCGCUUGGGCUUCUUCCGACGUCUUCCGAACCUUCCGUGGCCUUGACCCGACCCGACUCGUCGCCGAACGGCCGUCGGGCAACCAUGUUCCGGUCACUCGGUUCCAUAGAAGGGAAGUCUUUCCUUAAAAUGGCUGUUUAGUUACUGUCGACGGAAAAUGGCUUCACCCAGGCUCCACCUGCUUCCUCCUCCCCUCCCCGUCCGGCUUCGUUUAACCGGACUUGCUAACCACUACAAAUCACUAAAGAGCCACGAAAGCAACAAAACAAUCCAGCGACGCUAAAUUUUAAUUCUAAACAACGUGGAAAGAGUUUUAUUUUUAAAAAGAAAGAAGGAAAAAAAACAAGCUCGCUGGAUGUAGCAUUGCCACCACUUCCGGUUAAACGAGUCCACUUGACAGUCACCGCUUAAGCGACCACUUUUUGAGGAAGAAAAGUGUGGAAAUCUUCAAAAAUGAGCAAAAGUCUUAAAUCCGCCAGCAUGCCUGAAGUGGAGGAACACAUUUCCACGAAAUAUGAGAUCAAGAAAAGACUUGGCAAAGGGGCGUACGGCAUCGUUUGGAAAGCGGUGGACAGGCAAACGGGCGAAAUUGUGGCUGUGAAAAAGAUUUUUGACGCCUUCAGGAAUAAGACGGAUGCUCAGCGGACCUUUCGAGAAGUCAUGUUUCUUCAGGAAUUUGGCGAUCAUCCCAAUGUGGUCAAACUCCAAAACGUCAUCCGAGCCCAAAAUGACAAAGAUAUUUAUCUCAUCUUUGAGUACAUGGAUAGCGACUUGCAUGCCGUCAUUAAAAAGGGAACGCUACUAAAAGACAUCCAUAAGCGCUACGUCAUGUACCAGCUGCUCAAAGCCGUCAAAUAUAUGCAUUCGGGGAACGUCAUCCACCGGGACCAAAAGCCUUCCAACGUUCUCGUCGACUCAGACUGCGUGGUCAAACUUUGCGACUUCGGCUUGGCUCGAUCCCUAACUCAAGACCAGGAGGAUAGCGGUAACCCGGCGCUGACGGAAUACGUAGCAACCAGGUGGUACCGCGCUCCGGAGAUCCUGCUAGGCUCCACCAGGUACACGAAAGGCGUGGACAUGUGGAGUUUGGGUUGCAUCCUGGGAGAAAUGCUGCUAGGAAAAGCAUUGUUCCCCGGCUCGUCCACCAUGAAUCAGAUUGAGAAGAUCAUGAGCGCCAUUCCGCACCCGUGUCAAGACGACGUCCGCGCCGUCAAGUCUGAAGUCGGCUCGUCGGUCAUUCAGAGGAUGUUACUGAGGCCGCAAUUGCUAGUUGAGGAUCUCCUGAAGUCGUCGGCGCCCCCCGACGCUGUGGACCUCAUGAAGCGCCUGCUAGUUUUCAACCCCGACAAGAGGUUGACGGCGGAAAAAGCCCUGCAGCAUCCUUAUGUAGCCAGGUUCCACAAUCCAAGCAAAGAACCGUCUCUCAACUACGACGUAGUACUACCACUGGACGACGACGUGCAGUUAUCUGUGGAGCAGUACCGGAAUAAACUAUACGAGAUGAUCAGAGAACGAAAAAAUCACCAAGGCUCGCUCCGACUCUUCCACCCCAAAAAAGAUGUCGUGGACAAACCCGGUGACAGCGAGAGAGGAGACGAAAAUCAGGACGAAAAAUCUGAACGUAAUCCGAACGAGACGGCGAACGCGUCGCCCCCUCCGCCCGGCAACAAGGUGGAUCAAUCUGAGAACUCUCACCUGGCGAAAUGCACUUAUAACCCAAUCACGCACGCUCCUAAUGGUUUUGUUCACGCAACCGGCACCAGAUCGGCAAUACAGACAAGCAGUAGUGGCAGCAUAUCGCCAACAGAGGGCGGCGGACAAAACACAUCCAUGGACCAGAUAAUCCAGCGCGGUCGUUCCGCGCCGCCGCACCCCAAACGCGCCUUCUCCCUGUCGCUAAACCAAACUCAGAACAACCCCUUGGUACGCAAGCCCCACUCACCGCCAGGAUUGAGCGUCGCUACCGCAAACCAGGAGCAGUGCUCCAGCUCUCAGGCACGCGACGCUCGUCCGGCGCCAAGAUUCAGCAAGAAGGUCUUCCAGAACAACUGCAAUGUGUCGGCGGCGGGCGACCCUCGCGCUAAGCUAGGCAGCUACUGCCAAGCGUACGGAACUAUUAGCAAGUCGCAACUGGACGACCUGCUUCAGACCAACCAGUAGCUCAUCCCGCGACAUACGGGAACUCGUUACAUGAAAAUAUUCUGAUCAGGUUGUCUCUUUAGAGGGGGGUUUGCAACAAAAUGUUCCAAAAUUGCUUUGGAAGUCUCGUUUUCUGAGAAGUCAAGUUCUCGGGAUUUCACAAGAAGAGUUGUAGACAAUUUCUUGUUCAUAAGCUUUUACUAGAAGAGAAGACAAUCUCGGCCAGUGGGAAUUUUAUGAGAACAGUUUUUUAUUUAAUCUGUGAGGAGAUAAUAGCAUGUCUGCUAGCUAAUGCUAACAAGCCUCGAAAACCUAGCAGAACAUUAACGGUGUGUUGAAUAAAGGUUUUAUGAUGGUGAUUGUUUGAACCGGACAUGAUUUAGAUUUAUUUGGAGUUGACCCUUCAUAAAGCUCAUAUUUAACUAAUCGGCUGCCAUUGACGGUGCUAGACGUCCAAUUCUUUUUGACUGAGAGUGUCAUUUGCCCCCCUCCCAGUUAAAAAGAAUUGGACGUAUAGUGCCGUCAACGGCACUUGAAAGAUGAGUAUAUAAAGUCCUCCCAGUUCAACUAGAUUGGACGUCAAUUCGAACUGCCAUGAUGAAUCAACUGAUGGACAACUAAUUGAUUAACAAAAUUAAUCAAUAAUGGUUGAUGAGAUGGUUCUGAAUCCUCUUUUGAGCCUUGUAAUAAUAGUUUAUUCUUAUUUUUUUUUGUAUAUUUAUAAAAAAUAUUUUUUGAAAAAGAAAUGCUUAUACAUAAUAAAUAAAAUAGA
This is a messenger RNA of Corythoichthys intestinalis (scribbled pipefish), 2992 nucleotides long. It is a transcript of the gene mapk15, whose product is annotated as mitogen-activated protein kinase 15. The coding region runs from base 535 to 2241 and encodes 568 amino acids. Gene Ontology annotation, biological process: intracellular signal transduction; protein phosphorylation. The record is from RefSeq and is a predicted model, not a curated record. Gene Ontology annotation, cellular component: cytoplasm; nucleus. Gene Ontology annotation, molecular function: ATP binding; MAP kinase activity. NCBI's taxonomy places the organism in Eukaryota, Metazoa, Chordata, Actinopteri, Syngnathiformes, Syngnathidae. The transcript is spliced from 14 exons.